AUGCCAUCUCCACCCAAACCCUGGGAAGUCAACAAUGCAGGAUCUACUGCUGCAGCUACCUCUACAGCAGUAACGUCACCUACAACUGCAGCAUCAAUGACUCAAGAUUCAACUACUGCACCACCUGUUCCAACUCGAUCUUCAGCAGCAGCAGCUAGCACAUUGAACUCGUCAACAGGUUAUGGAACGGCAGGUUAUGGCACUACAGGCUAUGGUACAACCGGCUAUGGUGGCAUGGGCAGCUAUGGUUCUAGUUACGGCGGACUCGGCGGUUAUGGUGGCAUGAGCAGCUAUGGCAGCUAUGGCGGCAUGGGCGGCUAUGGCAGCAGCUAUGGACGAUACGGUGGCAUGGGCGGCUACGGUAGCUAUGGAGGCUAUGGUGGCUAUGGCAGCUAUGGUGGCAUGGGCGGCUAUGGUGGAUACAAUCGAUUCGGCUAUGGCAAUCGAAUGAUGGGCGGUGGUCCUGAGGGAGAAAUGGGCCUUACACAACGUAUGGAAAUGGGCACUCGACCGGCCUUUGAAGUCAUCGAACAGAUCGUGGGUGCAUUUGGCGGCUUUGCACAAAUGUUGGAUUCAACCUUUAUGGCCACCCAUUCAAGUUUUAUGGCCAUUGUCGGCAUGGCAGAACAACUUGGCUAUUUACGCAACUACCUUGGCCAAGUCUUUAGCGUCCUGGCGUUAUACCGAUUAACACGCCGUUUCAUCAACAAGAUCUUGGGUCGUGUUGAACCUGGCAAACCUGAUCAAAUGAACUUUAUGGAGUUCCAGCAAUUCGAAUCCAAGAUGGCCAACAAGCCCAAACUUUCACGCAAACCCAUCUUCAUCUUUUUAUUCAUGGUGAUCGGUCUUCCUUACUUGAUGCACAAAUUGAUUCAACUCAUCACCGCCAAACAACAAGAACAAAUGAAGCUUCAAGGUGUUAACCCACAAGAUCCCAUGAGCCUUGCAAAGAUUGAUCCAGCCAAACUCGAAUUUGCUCGUGCCACUUAUGACUUUACAGCAGAAUCACCCAAUGAACUCAAUCUGAAAAAGGGUGAUAUCGUCGCCAUCCUGUCAAAGAACGAUCCCGUCACAAAUCAACCUAGUCAAUGGUGGAGAGGUCGACUGAGGGAUGGUCGCAUGGGCAUGUUCCCCGCCAACUAUGUAGAAAUCGUUCAAAAGGCACCACCACCCACACCACAAGAAAAUGAUGUAGCAGCAACACCAACACCAGCAACACCAGCAGCAACACCCGUUACCACCACCACCGCAUCCUAG
Messenger RNA from Lichtheimia ornata, 1257 nucleotides. RefSeq lists its product as uncharacterized. Lineage: Eukaryota; Fungi; Mucoromycota; Mucoromycetes; Mucorales; Lichtheimiaceae. Gene Ontology annotation, cellular component: peroxisomal membrane; peroxisomal importomer complex; peroxisome. Gene Ontology annotation, biological process: protein import into peroxisome matrix, docking. The record is from RefSeq and is a predicted model, not a curated record. Gene Ontology annotation, molecular function: protein binding. The coding region runs from base 1 to 1257 and encodes 418 amino acids. The transcript is spliced from 2 exons.